Molecule: messenger RNA, 1581 nt
Organism: Pestalotiopsis fici W106-1
Lineage: Eukaryota; Fungi; Ascomycota; Sordariomycetes; Amphisphaeriales; Sporocadaceae
Exons: 1
Coding region: 1-1581 (526 amino acids)
Source: RefSeq, a predicted model, not a curated record
AUGCGCCUGAUUGAUAUCGAAACUCUAUCAUUGGAGGACGUGGGAUGGCCUGCACCGCCAUAUGCGAUUCUUUCCCACAACUGGGGUGACAGUGAGGUAUCAUACCUCGACUUCUUGGAUGCGGCAACACGCGAAACCCGCGAAGGCUUCACCAAGAUCACGUACACUUGCGAACAGGCCAGACGGCAUGGCCUGCGCUACGCCUGGGUCGACACGUGCUGCAUCGACAAGAGCAGCAGCGCAGAGCUCAGCGAGGCCAUUAAUUCCAUGUUCAAAUGGUACCGAGGAGCCGCUGUCUGCUAUGCGUACUUGAGAGACGUGCCGGGCGACGACGACCCUCCCUCUUCAGCCGAUUCCAGCUUUCGGAAGAGUGCAUGGUUCCAGCGUGGCUGGACGUUACAGGAGUUGAUUGCGCCAGCUCGGGUAGAGUUCUAUGGCGCCACCUGGUCCUUUGUCGGUGAGAAGGCGGAUCUGACGGAAGCGAUCGAGAACGUCACUGGGAUAGACGCGGAUAUCCUUCGUGGCGGAGACGUUGCGACGGUCAGUGUUGCGCAGCGCAUGUCCUGGGCCGCCCACAGGAAAACGAAACGGGAGGAAGACAUUGCGUAUUGCCUGAUGGGCAUAUUUGACGUGAAUAUGCCCAUGCUAUAUGGGGAAGGACGUAAGGCUUUCAUACGUCUCCAAGAGGAGAUCCUGAAGGAAUCAGAAGAUCAGUCUCUUUUCGCAUGGCGCGCGACCCCCGAGUCAGCGGCAGAGGCUCCGUAUCGUGGCUUGCUCGCCUCCUCACCGGAUGAGUUUGCCGAUUGCCGCGGCAUUGUCCCAUUUCGCAACCUCAGCGCAAGGGACAUACUGGCCAGCCUAACAAGCAGAGGAAUUCCUCUGACUUCGUCGCUCGAGUUCGAUCCUACGAGCGACGGCAACACUGCUAAAGUAGGGCUCAAUUGUCGGUGGGGCAGCGAUUUCAAGAACGUCAUUGGGCUCGAGAUCACAUGCGAAGGAGGAGAUCAAUACGUCCGGUCGAAGCCUUCCGAGCUACUUUCCUGCUCUUCUCAUGCACGGCAAGAGACAGUCUAUGUGCGCAAGUCGCUCCACGCCGCUGUUGUACAGAGCGUUCCAGAGCUGGAACGCCAGCACGCCAUCUAUAUCGGCACCCUGCCUGAUGGUGUCAACGUUCGUGGCCUCUAUCCUGCCAACGUGCGAUACUCUCCGAAAUUUGGCUUAUUACACCUGGGUUCUUGGAUAAGUGACAAAGCCAUCAUAGAAAUGGAGUUACCUUGGACUACUGACCGAUUAUUGAUAUGCAUAUGGGUAGUCCAAGCGAAAGACAGUCGAGACUACGAAUGCUUUUUUAUGGCGACGAUCGCGUCUAGUAUAGAUGCGGUGAAGGAUUUACGGCGGCCUAAAGAUCUUGCAAGUCAACGAGUUGCCACCUACAGCCCGAGCAACACGGCUGUGGUAGUAACUCUCAAACCCGGCAAGAUACAAGGAUUUGACAUGUUCUGUAUAGAUGUCAGCGUGCAAAGUGACAAGCGUCUCAUUGGAAGACGACUGCGUUCUAUUUACGGUGCAUCACGUGUGUAA